AAUUUACUAAACGGAGAUGUACCAGUCGAACAGAAAUUUGACUAAAUGUCGAUAAUCUAUAAAAAUGAAAGUAGGUACGUCACUUCCGCUUCAUAGACUAUAUGGAUCUGGUAGAGAAAACAGCAUCUUUUUUAAUUAUUGAAGACCCUGAUACCAGCGAUGAGGAAGAUAGCGAUGAAGAAAACAUUGGAUCUUCGUUAUUGCUACUUUUUUCAUCAACAAACCAGUGUAUCCUACCACAAGACAGACACAGACAGAAGAAUUACACAGGCAAUGUUGCAUUGCACUUUCGUGUUGAUGAAUUUAAAACUUUCUUCAGGGUCUCCAGAAUAAGUGUGGAAUGUCUCCGAGGUAAAAUUUCUGAGAUAUGUGUUGAACAGAAUGUAUCAGGGAUUCUAUGCAGACAUUCUACAGGAGGAUCGCCACAAAUACCUUUAGAAGAUCGCCUCUUGAUAUUCUUGUGGUACAUGGCUAGCAUGGAUAAAUAUGCAGCCAUAGCUGACAGAUUUGGUGUGAGUGAAAGUACGGCCUCCUACGCAAUACGUAAUUUGAUAACAUUUAUACACGAUUAUCUAUUGAAUAUAAUUAUUUUAUGGCCUACACCUCAAGAGCAACAAGAAAUGAAGGAUAUGUACAUGGAAUUAAAACAUUUCCCAGGUGUUGUUGGAAUGAUUGAUGGAACACACAUUUCCAUUAAAAAACCAUCAAUCAGAGGAAUAGACUACUAUAAUCGUAAGGAUUAUUAUUCCAUUGUUCUACAAGCGGUAGUUCGAGAGGAUUUAAGAUUCACCAACAUAUUUGCUGGAUUUCCUGGGAAAGUGCAUGAUGCUCGAGUUCUACGACAAUCACCACUCUUUCAGAAUGGUCAAGCAUUAUGUGGCGAGGGACAUUUACUAGGGGACUCUGCAUACCCUAACAUGUCUUGGUUAUUGACUCCUUUUAGGGACAAUGGUCGUCUUACAAAUGUGCAGCUGCAUUACAACUAUACACACAGCAGUAUACGCAGCACUGUUGAGCGGGCAUUUGGGCUAUUGAAAGGACGUUUUACUCGACUGCAACACAUCAAUCAAAAUGAAGUGGAGAGCAUCAUACACACAAUAGUUACAGGAUGCAUUCUGCACAAUAUUUGCAUCAUGAACGAUGAUAACUUUCGAGAAUUUUUGAAUGAUGACCAGUACCUCAACAAUUGCCAGGUGCAGAAAAUUUUGAUGAGAAUUUACUCUACCGGGGAUCAGUAAAAAGACUUCAGAUAGCAAGAGCUUUAUAAUUUCAUUCUCAACAUGAAUAAAUGUACUAUAUGGGGUUGAAAUGUGACAAUUGUCAAACAACACGUGUUUUGUGUAUUUUGGAAAACUGUCCAAAUAGAGAACAAAACUUUAUUAUAUCAUAUUUCACUCCAUUUUAACUAUUUCCAGUAUGUAACAUUUUAAGUGUACAUUGAAUUCCAAGAUAAUUUUUUUUAUUUGAGAUGAAAAAGCAUGUUCUUUUAGCAGAUAUUGAAUGUUAAUUUUCACUUAACCAACAUUUGAUGAAAAUAAUAAAACUUCAAAAUAC
Molecule: messenger RNA, 1554 nt
Organism: Ostrea edulis (European flat oyster)
Lineage: Eukaryota; Metazoa; Mollusca; Bivalvia; Ostreida; Ostreidae
Product: putative nuclease HARBI1
Exons: 2
Coding region: 102-1238 (378 amino acids)
Source: RefSeq, a predicted model, not a curated record